This is a messenger RNA of Ustilaginoidea virens, 810 nucleotides long. RefSeq lists its product as uncharacterized. The record is from RefSeq and is a predicted model, not a curated record. Gene Ontology annotation, biological process: cellular response to oxidative stress. The transcript has 2 exons. NCBI's taxonomy places the organism in Eukaryota, Fungi, Ascomycota, Sordariomycetes, Hypocreales, Clavicipitaceae. Gene Ontology annotation, molecular function: glutathione disulfide oxidoreductase activity. Bases 1 to 810 code for a protein of 269 amino acids. Gene Ontology annotation, cellular component: Golgi lumen; cytoplasm; cis-Golgi network.
AUGCCUUCCCCGCGACGCAUGCGCUUGGUCCUGCUGGCGGCCAUCGUCACCCUCUUCCUCAUCCUGUUCUACUCGUCCCGCCCGAGCCAGGGCUCGCAGCCGGCCCAGGACUUCUCCCGCAAGACCCUGAGCCGGAUCAAGAAGGAUUCCCCGCCGGGGCAAGCCGUCAUCGACACCGAGACCGGGCGCAAGGCAGGCCUCAUUCCUGCCGACAAGGAUGGCGACGGGGACGUCGACGAAGACGACAAGAAGGCCGCCGCGGCGAUGCAGGUGCGGCUCAAGGAGGCUGAGCAAAAGGCAAAGAGCAACGCCAACGUCAAGGGGGGUCUGAAGCCCGACAGUCCGAGAAACGUCGUGGGCAAGGGCAGCUCGGCCGGCGGCCAGCCGAGGAAGGACACGGCCGAGGCGGCGGCAGAAGCCAAGGACGCCGAGGAGCAGCCCGACGCCGACGCCGACGCCGAGUUGAGCACGAUGCUGAAAAAGGCACCAGUCGUCAUCUUCUCCAAGACGUACUGCCCCUACUCCAAGCGAGCCAAGGGAGUCCUCCUCGACAAGUACACCAUCACGCCCGAGCCCUUCAUCGUCGAGCUCGACCAGCACCCGCUCGGCGCCAGCCUGCAGGCCGCGCUGGCCCACAUGACGGGGCGCAAAACCGUGCCCAACGUCCUCGUCAACGGCGUCAGCAUCGGCGGCGGCGACGACAUCGUCGACCUCGACAACCAGAACAAGCUCGCUCGCAAGAUCCAAAUGCUGGGAAACAAGCGCGUCCAAGUUUCGGAACGCUUCACUUCAGCCGGGAAGGACGUGUGA